Molecule: messenger RNA, 1642 nt
Organism: Chinchilla lanigera (long-tailed chinchilla)
Lineage: Eukaryota; Metazoa; Chordata; Mammalia; Rodentia; Chinchillidae
Gene: Tfec
Product: transcription factor EC
Exons: 9
Coding region: 258-1295 (345 amino acids)
Biological process (GO): regulation of transcription by RNA polymerase II
Cellular component (GO): nucleus
Molecular function (GO): protein dimerization activity; DNA-binding transcription factor activity, RNA polymerase II-specific; RNA polymerase II cis-regulatory region sequence-specific DNA binding
Source: RefSeq, a predicted model, not a curated record
UAGCAUUUACUUCGCCUGUCUCUCGGACAGGGUGCUUGUACUGUGGGAAGAGGGAUUGUAACUUGGUGCUGUUGGUAGAGGUGAUUGCGUUGAUAGGAUCCAAUUGUUGCUGGUUCUCUGCUCUCAGUUUAAAUAAGUGGUCUCCAGGUGUAUGGUGACAUGAGACCUCGUGGCCCGGCUUUCUGGUCCCAGCACAUCUGGAAAGUCCUGCAAGGCCUCAGCCUCAGAAGGUCCAGAGAAAGCAAGUACAUUCCUUCAUGACUCUUGAUCACCAAAUCGUCAAUCAGACUCUUAAGCAGUCACACCCUACCACAUCAAGCUGCGGUCUUCUGGCACAGCAUGGAUGCACCAGCCCUAACAGUGGUGCGGGCCUCACAGGAAAUUCACUCACCAAGUUACUAGCUGUCGGGAAGGAUGGCCAAUCGGAAUGGCAUAUGGAGGAUGCUAUUGAGGAAGUGAUCGGUAUGGAAUCGAGUUUUAAAGAGGGAGGAACAGACUGUCCCGUGCCGACGGAAAGAACAUUAUCAGGAAGUAUUUUGGAUGUAUACAGUGGUGAGCAGGAAAUUUCACCAGUUAACAUGGGGCUUACAAGUGCUUCCUGUCCAAUUAGUCUACCAAUGAAAAAAGAAAUUACAGAAACCGACACCAGAGCGUUGGCAAAAGAGAGGCAGAAAAAGGACAAUCACAAUCUCAUUGAAAGAAGAAGAAGGUAUAAUAUUAAUUACCGAAUCAAGGAGCUUGGCACUCUUAUUCCAAAGUCUAAUGAUCCCGAUGCGCGCUGGAACAAAGGCACCAUUUUGAAAGCGUCGGUGGAGUACAUCAAGUGGCUGCAGAAGGAGCGGCAGCGGGCCCGAGAGCUGGAGCACAGGCAGAAGGCGUUAGAGCAGGCUAACAAGCGACUUCUGCUCCGGAUUCAGGAACUAGAAAUUCAGGCUCGUGCCCACGGCCUGCCAUCCCUGGCUUCCCUUGGCACGGUUGAUUUAGGUGCCCACCGCACCAAACAGCAGACUCCUGAGCAGAAUUCGGUAGACUAUUGCCGCCAGCUGACUCUUUCCCGGGAGCCGAGCCCCAAGCUCUGUGAUCAAGCCAUGGCCUUCUCUGACCCCCUGUCACACUUCACAGAUUUAUCGUUUAGUGCUGCUCUGAAAGAGGAGCAAAGAUUGGAAGGCUUGCUGCUGAACGACACGGUGUCCCCGUUUGGAACAGAUCCGCUGCUGUCUGCUGCUUCCCCUGCAGUUUCUAAAUCCAGCAGUAGGAGAAGCAGCGUUAGCUCAGAGGAUGGCGAUGAAUCAUAAGGUGUCAAAGGCUCAUUCGUCAACGAGGAAGCAGUGCUGUACUGGUGCCACUCAACUACGUUUUGUGUUUUAUAUAUUGCUUUGGCUUCGUUUCCCUUACAAGACUAUGUUGUUCACAAAACGCUCAUUAGAAGCAGCAGAAGAACUCACAGGAAGAAGAAAAAUGGUGUUGAAGAGUUACGGAGGGCUAAGUUUGAUGUUUUCCUCUUUUUCUACAGAGUCCAUGUCUACAUUUUGUUUUUCUGGACAGAGGUGCAGCGUAUGAAGUGUCUCUAUCGGUGUUUCUAAUGAAACCAUGUGAUAGCUCAUAGCGGAGCACCCUGUAAGAUAAAGCUGCUUGAACCAUA